AGAUGUUUUGUUCAUGAGAAUGCAGUAUGGAUGAAAAUUGUCUUGAGUCAGAAUCAGCACCUGGACCAGGCAUCAUUCUGGCAGAUACGGAUGAUGAAUCUCCAAUUAUUUCCCGCUCAACAUGUCCAUUUUAUUCGCCAUGCUCAAAAAGCCAAAUUUUGUCAUCUUCAGUGCAUGAUGAUAUCACAGCCACAUCGUAUGGCCAAGCAACCUGGAGAGUUGUUAUUUAUCAUGUCUUUGGCAUGUUGUCAGCUGGAAUUUUGUAUCUCUUAACUUAUUGGAGACCAGACUGGGAGGUGCGGUUUUGCUGCAACAAAGUUGAACUGAGCAAAGCAACUCAUCUUUUACUUGAUUGUGGUGAUGACCCUGUGAGUGUUUGCAAAAUAAAAAGAGAGAAAGUGUCCAAUCACUUUCCUAGAAAAUACAGAGUUGGGGCAGGAGCUGCAGUUCUGAACUCAAUCUCUCCAAGCGACAAUGAUAGCAUUUAUCACUCAGAAGACAGCAAUGUAGAUGAUGAGUGUCAACUGCUCCAAAAUGAAAGGAGAUCACAGGAAACUGGUUUCUUUUAUCAUCACUUCAGCCACCAAAAUGUCAAAUAUGUCUGGUGUCCUGGAGAAGGCCAGUUUGUUGAAUUGAGUGCCCUUGACAGGAACACAACUGUGGCUCAACUUGCCAGUGAAUAUCAUGGAGAUGCCAAAGAUGUUAGACUUGCCAGAUAUCAACUUUAUGGGCCAAAUGAAAUCAAAGUUGAAGUGCGGUCUUAUCUAUUGCUUCUAUUCACUGAAGUUCUCAAUCCAUUCUACAUAUUCCAGGUGGCAUCCAUUGCUCUGUGGAGUUGGGAUGAAUAUUACCUGUAUGCUGGCUGUAUAUUCUUCAUCUCGUGUAUUUCCGUGGGCGUCUCACUUAGAGAGACCAGGCAGCAAAGUGAGCGGCUGCAUGCCAUGGUGAAGACAAACCAGGACGCCACCAUCGAUGUUCUACUUCAAGAUGACUCGGGCAAGACUGAGCCAGGUGUGUUUAUGUUUAAAUUGCCCUGCGACUGCGUCCUGCUCACUGGCACUGCCAUCGUCAAUGAGAGCAUCUUGACGGGCGAGAGCGUACCAGUAGCGAAGGUUCCGCUGGCUGUGGGCAGCGAUGAAAAGGAACUCUAUGACCCCGAGAAGCACAAGCGAAACACGCUCUUCUGUGGCACGUCUGUUGUUCAGACGCGAUACUACAACAACACGCCCGUUCGCGCUGUGGUGGUGCGCACGGGGUUCAGCACCACCAAGGGGCAGCUGGUGCGGUCCAUCAUGUUCCCCAAGCCUGUGCUGUUCCAGUUCUACCAGGACUCCAUGAAGUUCAUCGGCGUGCUCUUCUGCAUCGCACUCGCCGGCAUGGCAUACACUUGUUAUUUGUACUUCAUUAGAGGGCUGGGCUGGACGGCCAUGGCAGUGCGGUCUCUGGACCUGGUCACGAUCGUAGUGCCGCCCGCCCUGCCUGCUGCCAUGACAGUCGGCACUUACUACGCGCAGCAGCGGCUGCACCGCAGCAAUAUUUUCUGCAUCAGUCCUCCUCGCAUCAACGUCGCUGGCAAACUCAAGCUCGUCGUAUUCGAUAAGACUGGCACCUUGACUGAAGAUAGUUUGGAAAUACACGGAGUAGUGGGCGCUGAUUCCACCAAACCUGACGCAAUAAAAGCUACCGAACCAGAAGCCGAGAUUGAUCCAGAGACUGGAGAUAAUACGAAGAAAUGUUUUCUGUGGCCCAACGUUCGUCCCGUUCUGAGCUUGUCACAUGACUCGAGGUUCAUGAUGGCGCUCGCUACGUGCCACGACCUCACUUAUGUCUUCGGCAAACUCAUCGGUGAUCCCAUGGACAUCAAAAUGUUUAAAGCCACCAACUGGGUCUUAGAUGAGCCUGCUGAGGGAGGCUAUAACAGCCUCGUGCUGACAGUCGUUCGACCUCCUGACAAUGCCAGGGACAACAUUUCUGUGCCGCUACCAUUCCUGCAAGAGCCAACGUCUUCUGAAAUAUUAAUUCCAAGAGAAAGUUCUUCCAAUCCUGAAGCGCCAACCAAUAAACUACUGAAACCCGCUCAUCGAAGUGACAAAUCUCUGUUGCCGAGUACUGAAUCUGCACUCACUGCCAAUGGAAAUAACGAAUCUCCAGGCGAUGUUCAAAUACCGGACACAACACAAAUCAAAACACCGUCGCUAUUGGCACAUGGACAAAACCGGACUACCGAAAAAGACGAUAGUUGUGCACCUGAAGGGGACGUUUCUGUGCUGCGUGGUGCUCAUGAAAGUCCAGGAAGCUCGUCAGCUAACAACACAGAGUUCCUCGUGGCUCCUGCCAAGAGUCUCUACGAGUCCCACGUAUUGCAGGACUCGGCGAGUGAUCAGUCAAGCUUAUCCAGUGACGAUGACUUGCCGUCUUGUGCUGUCCCCUCUGGUCCCAUGUCGGAGCAAAUGCCGCUGGAGGUGGGGGUUGUGCGGGUGCUUGCGUUCAGCAGCGAGGUGCAGCGUAUGAGUGUUGUGGUGCGCAGACUUGGCGCUCCUGCCAUGGAACUCUUCGCUAAAGGCGCGCCUGAAGUCAUCGCACGUCUCGCCAACCCUAGUACAGUCCCCGAGAACCUGGCGAGCGUGCUGGAGAGCUACACCGUGCGGGGCUACAGAGUGAUCGCCGUCGCUCACAGAGCUCUCCCGCAGAGACUUACCUGGAAAGCUGCUCAGAAAGCCCCUCGAGAGAAGCUGGAGCGCGACCUGACGUUCCUAGGGCUGCUGGUGCUGCAGAACCCCCUCAAGCCCGCCACCACCGCCGCCGUCUCCGAGCUCGUCAACGCUGACAUCCGUCCUGUCAUGGCCACCGGAGACAACGUAUUGACGGGCGUGAGCGUGGCGAGGGAGUGCGGCAUGCUGCCGCCCCACGACCCCGUCCUGCUGCUCUCCGUGACGCCUCCCUGUGGCGGCGACCAGCCCCGUCCUGCCUUGCUCACGGCCACACUCCAGCAGCAGAACAACCCCGACAACCUCGCUGUGACCAUCACGCCUGGCGAAGACUCCGUGGAGCUGCUGCAGCGCUACCACAUCGCCAUCAGCGGCAGCAACUGGAAGCUCUUGUGCCAACACUUCCCUCAAUAUGUGGACGCUGUUUGUGUGCGCGGUGCGGUGUUCGGCAGGAUGUCGCCCGACCAGAAGACGCAGCUCGUGGAGACGCUCAUGGGCCUUAACUACGUGGUCUGCAUGUGUGGGGACGGUGCCAACGACUGCGGGGCGCUGAAGGCGGCGCACGUGGGCAUCUCGCUGUCGGAGGCCGAGGCGAGCGUCGCGGCGCCCUUCACUUCGAACGUCGCCGACGUGUCGUGCGUGCCGCGUCUUAUCAAGGAGGGCAGAGCCGCCCUCGUCACCAGCUUCGGCGUCUUCAAGUUCAUGGCGCUCUACAGCAUCAUACAGUUCGUGACUGUGCUCAUGCUGUACACGUUCCACACAAACUUGAGCGACCCUCAAUUUUUGUACAUCGACCUGGGCAUCGUAACGUCCAUGGCGCUGUUCAUGGGCUACUCUGCUGCAUCUCAUUCGCUGGUGAGGGAGCGUCCAAGCAGUAGCCUGCUAAGUCCCCUGAACCUCUUCACUGUGCUGCUGCAGGUGCUGGCCGUCAUUGGUGGCCAAGUGGCUCCCUAUUACUACCUUGCUUCUCAACCUUGGUUUAUUGCGAACACAAACGAAGCUGGCGGAGACGCCGGAGGAGCAGGAGACGUGAGCUGGGAGGCGACAGUUCUGUUCCUGAUGUCUGGUGUACAGUACAUCGCCCUCGCCAUCGUCUACGCUCCUGCCAUGCCUUACGCUCGUCCCAUCUACUAUAACGGAUGGUUGAUGCUGUCGUUGGUUGUGUUCGGAGCGUUGUCGCUGGUGAUGCUGCUGUACCCCGGCCCCUGGUGCUCCGUGCUCCUCAUGGCCAGUGAGAUGACCAGCUCCGAACCGCGCGUCUUCUGGAUCUUCCGGGGCACCCUCAUCAUGUUGGCUGUGAUGCACAUGCUCAUAGCUUGGCUUAUUGACGACACAGUGGGAAGCAGCGCUCUCCUUAAACGACUUUUCCAGCGCAUACGAGGGAAGAAACAAGCCAAGCAUCGCUACAAACGCGUCCUCGCCGCCCUCCAACACGACCUUCGCUUCCCACCUUUGCAGCGACCCAUCUCGUCUUCAGAUAUUUGAACUUACCAAUAUCUGAUGAAACCAUCAUGUUCUUGAGUUCGAACUCAAUACUUCCACCUCCGAACUUGAAACAGUCGAAGAUCUAAGGAAACUAUAAUGUUUUUGAGUUCGAUAUGAAACGCCAUGUUAUGAGUUCGAAUUCUGUGCAAACUUUGCGGUAUUGACAAUGUGUCUUUCUUACAGCGACGGAAGACUGAUUCCUUUCUGUCAUCGGGAGCCUCGAGUCAGGCUUUAUUUAUGGAUGACAUUUCAGUUAUUACUGGAACUCAUUACCAUUUUAUAACUAGCUAAGCAAUUUAUGAACGACGAGACUAGCGCUAUAUAUCUUGCAUGGCUUCAAAUAUAACCCCGCUUGAUUUUAUAGCAACGCUCAACACGACUGAAGUUGUUCCAACCGAUGAGAAAUCACACGAGUAUAUCAACGGUUUCUAGAAACAUCAUUCAUUAAGUUGAUUAUUGCUCUCAUGCAGCAUGAAUUGAUCUGUCUAAAAAAUAUAUUUUCUUCUUAACGGUACAAAAACGAUCUCAGGCAGGUUAUGAUAAACCGAGGUUAGAGGAAUUCUCGGGAUCAAGAAAGUCCACUUGCAUUGAAUCUGUCGUUUUAUGAACAAAUGACUGAUGUAUAUUCCUUCAACGUUUAGUCGUCGAUUUGAUAUCUCGUCAACUCAUCCAUUCCUCAUCAUUCCGCGUAGUUUUUUGUUCUAUUAUCUUCUUAGUAUCUUUAAUUGUUGAACAAACGAGCAAUAGCAACGAACAUGAAGUUCUACUUGUCGUUUGAAUGCAUUUUCAAGAAGUUAAUUUUGACCUUUCGGCUAAUUUUUCCUACUUUAGGAGCAGGAAGUUUUUCAACAGAGCUUGGAAGCUGUAGAAGGAAAAUGUCAGCCUUAGGGAGAUUUUUUGGAAAUGAAAAGACUUGCCAUGUAAUCUGUGAACAAAUGGAAAGCUUGUCCCAGAUGGUAAUGCACCUCUUCCUCUCAUGAUAUCGCUGCAGCUAAAUGAUGCAUUCAAUCAAUGGAAUGAUAAUGCGUGUCGUGAUACCAUCGCUGCAGCUGAAGUAUUUAGUGAAUGAAAUGAUUAUAGUUUCGAGAUUCUGUUGCCCACUAAGUCUUAAACUUCGCCAAUGUGUAUAAAUCGUCUCUCUGUUCACUUGAGUUCUUUUUAUUAUUAGCCUUUUUAGCGUCAAACAUCAGCCAAGUAUUUUAUAAGUUAAUUUAAUGGACGAUGUAAAUCUGUUAAUCUUGUUCACUCCGAGACACACAUGUAUUUCAUUGCUCUCUAGCUUUUCGAUGAUUUGUUCAAGAAUUACCAUUGGUUAAAAAAUGUCAAUUUGGCGAUUGCUUUAAUUAUGUUCAGACGUGUUUAUGUUUUGACAGUUUUCAUUGUUGGGCACUUUUUCCUUGUGGUGUGUUGUUCCUGUAAUUUUCUUUAGUUUAGGUUGCUUAGUCAAGUUUAAUCAGUUUAUCUAAUAAUGUUUUAGUUUAGUUUGGCCUAGGAAUUCAUUUGGCCGUGCAAGAGAUCUUUUAUCGAGCUUCUCGUCAUCAUCGCUUCCGUACAAAGAUAUUGCGUGCAUUUUAACCUGCAGGGCUGUGAUGGUGUUUGUCUCAUUGUUGGUGCUGACUAGUGGAGAUUGCUUCAUUGCUGUUGGCACUUGCGAUGAAUCAUCAGUUUAGUCCUUAAGUUUUAGAUUUUACCUUUACAGAAAAUGGAAGUUUCGUCGUAUCAAGUUUUAGCCGGACUUAAGCUGGUGUUUAAUGUGGCUUUUUUCGGGUGCGAUGCUUGGCUGGCUCAGGCAUGAUAAUGUUGCAGUUUUAGAGUGCAUUUGUUUGAACAUAUUUGUGACAUUAGUGACUUCUGGCCUUGAUUAUACGUAUUAAUGAAUUAUUUGUAACGACGUUAUUGUCUUCGUGUGAUGCUUCUUCCAUAAUAGUGCUACUAGUUUUGGGUUAAAAUCUAUAAUCAUUGGUCAAUGAUGCAUGUGCGAGUCAGUGGUGUCUGUGAUAUGUCUUCCAUUCCUUGACUAUUCGCGUCAGUAUUGUCAUAUAUAGUACUUUAUAUUUAUUAAUUGUUAGAAUUCAUAUUAGUUAAGACGUAACCUAAGCGUUAAGACAGUAGUUUCUUCUCGGAGUCUCCACGGCAACUUAUCAACAGUGCGGCUCUUUUUAUCUUAUACACAUAAGUUUAAUGCUGUUCACAUUUUUAAAUCUCAUUGGUAUCCGUCUGACUACGUUCAUGUUCCCCGUUAUUUGUUUAUGGUCUGUGUAAUAGCUUUUGUUGCUGUUCAUCUGAGUAUGCAACGCUCGCUUUUAUUUGCUGCUCGCUAUCACGCGGGAAGUUUUGUCGAUUGCACGUAUAAUUUUCUUAGUAUUGUUUCCAUAGAAACAUUCAACUUUCAUGGUAGUGGUUUUCAUUUUAGUUCCACCGAAUAUCAAACUAUUUUUGUUUCGUAUAUGACAAACUUUUUUCGUGUGUUGAUUCAUAUUCAAUGAAAAUUCUAUUUUACUUGAAUUUCUGCCUAUGUGUUAACCCCGAUGUAGUUGUGGCCCGUCCCUUUGGUGUCGUAACUCGAAAAUGUAGAGCGGAAUUUCAGUUCACAAAUUCCCCUGUACAAUGAAGCAGAUCAAAGAACAAUUAUCUUCAUAAUGUGUUGCUUUCUCCCGGCAUUCAAGUUCUAAGUCAUUGCCAAAUGAAGGAUGAUAAAAGUUGCCUGAAAUUUCAGAUGGUGUUUUAAAUUAAAAUAAAAUUAAUUUAAAUCUCUGUUCAAUAUUAAUUAUAAAAUAUUAGAGAUUCGCCUUUGAUAUGAAUGGAGUUAUUAUGAAAAAUGUUAUGAAUUUCUUCUGUCUGUAAAUGGAGAGAAUUCAACGCGCCAAGACGGUCUUCCUUAAGUUGUAUUGAUAUAAGAAAGUGCCUUUGCUUACUUUUCAUACUCUGAUGAUACUGGGAUCUUGCGCUUCAUAAGCACUGCGAAUCUCUGCGUGUAUUUGUCUUGUGUUCGUCCUAGUCAUCUACCUCGGAAGUAUAUAUACUCGGACAAUAAA
Molecule: messenger RNA, 7228 nt
Organism: Hyalella azteca
Lineage: Eukaryota; Metazoa; Arthropoda; Malacostraca; Amphipoda; Hyalellidae
Product: polyamine-transporting ATPase 13A2
Exons: 23
Coding region: 27-4193 (1388 amino acids)
Biological process (GO): intracellular calcium ion homeostasis
Cellular component (GO): membrane
Molecular function (GO): ATP binding; P-type transmembrane transporter activity; ATP hydrolysis activity
Source: RefSeq, a predicted model, not a curated record